Messenger RNA from Lates calcarifer (barramundi perch), 1933 nucleotides. It is a transcript of the gene cfap157, whose product is annotated as cilia and flagella associated protein 157. Gene Ontology annotation, cellular component: cilium; ciliary basal body. Gene Ontology annotation, molecular function: microtubule binding. Bases 147 to 1379 code for a protein of 410 amino acids. The record is from RefSeq and is a predicted model, not a curated record. The transcript is spliced from 8 exons. Lineage: Eukaryota; Metazoa; Chordata; Actinopteri; Centropomidae.
CCCUAGCAACACGGCAGUGCAGCCGUAAGCCGUUAGCUAGUUUGUCUGGAAACGUUAUUUGAAAAUUUCCUGAAAGAAGAACUAAACAAGCGGAGAUAAACAACUUAAAGCCGAUAAAUAUAUAGGAAGAAAACAAAUAUAUAACUAUGGCGGCUGUAUUUGGUUCUGAAGACAACGAGAAGUCCUUAUAUUUGGUACAAAUUCAGUAUCUGGAAGGGCAGUUGGAGAGAUGUCAGCUGAGAUGUGACGAGCUAGAGAAACAGCACAACGACCUCAUGUCUCGGUACAGUGGGUUGGAGAAGGACAAGAAAGAUGUCACUGAGCACCUGAAACGCUCUGUGGCUGCAAAACAGAAGAAGGUGGAGGAGGUGGUUGAGCAGCUGGAGAGUCAGAAACAGGCGGCCGAACAGGACAGAGAAGCUCUGCAGCUGCAGCACGACCAGCAGAUGCAGGAGCUGCAGGAACAACUGGAUGAACUUAACUUAAAGAUCAAGUUGCAGGCAACAAAGUUUGAGGAGCAGAAGGAGCAGCUGAUGCAGUUGGGGCAGCGGGUCCCUGAAGCUGAGUCUCUGGAGAAGCAGCUGGUCAGUCAGAAGGAAGAGCACGACGCCAUCAUCCACGGUCUGAGGAUGGACGCAGUGUUGGAGAGGGAAAGGGCAGUUGAGGAUACACAUACGAUGGUGGAGAUCUAUGUUGAGCAGGGCGUCUCAGAGAUUCUUCAGACGGAGAGGGCUCAGCACAGGGAACGCUUGGAGCAGGUCCAGUCCCUGCUGAGUGAGAAUGAGGCCCUACAGAGGGAGAAGAGUGUCCUGCUGGACAGACAGAGAGAGCUUCUUGACAAGACGGAUGAGCUGAAGGCCGAAUUCAACAAGGCUGAACAGGAGAGCUUCAUACACAAGAAGGAGGUGAAGCAGCUGAGGGAGAAGCACCAGCAGCUGACGGCGGAGCUAAAGGACUGGAGCACCACCCAGCAGAACAUCCUGGCCCAGAUAAAGUCUCUGAGACAGCGCUUGGCCUCAGUAUCUAAGGAGUGCUGUCAGAAAACAGCAGAGGCAGAUCGGCUGCAGACCGAGCUUCAGAAGGAGAGAAGCAGGAGCAGGCAGCUGGACGGCGUCAAGCAGGAAGCAGCCAUCAUCCUCAGACACAUUCUGAAGGGCCCACAGAAAUCAGCUGGGACUCAGUGGAAGAUGGAGAGGCUGCUGGAGAUCGUGGAGAGCACCGCCCCCAGGGGAACAGCCUCGGCCCUCGACGACCCCGCUGAGAGGAGCAGUCGAGGACACAAACCACAGACCUCUGGCCCCAAACCAGCCAGGAAACUCUGCAGUGAGACGACGUCCAGCUCCGUCGACCCGUCUGAAGCCUCCACAUCUGCAGACUGAACCACGUCCAGUCAACAGCCAGAGACGUGAGCCCUGAUUCAAGCUAAAGCUUUCAGUCACUUUAACUGUGUUUCUGUCCUGUCUGCUGAUCUGUUUGCGUAGAUUGGAACAUUUACAGAUACAGUAUUUUUUUGUUAUUAAUUUUCAAUUUUCAAUCAAUAGUUUAGUCUAUAAAAUGUCAGGGAAAGUGAAGAACUGCAUCCCAGGUUCUGAGAGCCUGAGCUCAGACGUCAAAAAGCCAAAUAUAUUAAAUUUACUGUGAGAAAAACAAAGAGAGGUCUCACAUUACAAAACUGUUAUUUCCCUGUUAAUUUUGAAUUUGUGUUUUUUGUUGUUUAAAGAAAUUAAAACUAAAUUAACAAAAAGUUGAAAAAUAUUUACAUUGAACUUUUAAACGAACAGUUUCAGCCCUGCUUAAUAACAGAACUGUUAUUUGCUAAUAUGAUAAGUCAUUAUUCAUUAAUUACUGUCCAUGGAUUAUUGACUGUAUGUCCCGUGAGCCUCAGAUUAGAGACACGUCAGGCAGAUAGAAAUGUGAUAAUCUCAGCGGUGUU